AUGGCACCUCGGAAGAGGAAGAGGGGAGCGAGCGAGCCGGAGGUCGUGACUCGACUGCGACGCGGUGGUGUCUCCAUCCUCGACGCCGUCUUCACGGAGCUGCCCGACGUGUUCUAUGGCGAGAUCUUGCCCAAGCUUGACCUGCUGGACACUGCGAACUUGGCGCAGGUGAGCAAGUCGUGGAACGACGCGGUGUGGAGCGUGGGGGGAGUGCGGUCGUUGGAGCCGAAGAUCAAGGCACAUAUGGAGAUGAUUGAAGAUCCGUUCUUCUGCACUGAACCGAUGUAUUGGGCGGCAAUGGAGAACCACGUGCCCUUGGCCAGGGCUCUCCUGGAGUCAGGCGUGGACGUGAAUGCGAAAAUGAGAUGGGGCGAGGGUAGCACUAGUGCUUUGUGGCAUGCAUGCGAUGCAGGAUCGCCGGCGGUUGUGAAGUUACUGAUAGAGGCGGGGGCUGAUGUUAACGUCUCGUGCGAUCAAGAAACGGCUCUUGACAACGCGGCAAGAAAGGGCUUCACGGUGAUAGUCGCUAUGCUCCUCAAGGCGGGCGCAGACGUGAACCUCGGAUACCCCCUCCAUUCUGCCAUGCACGCGGAUGUACACGAAGCAAACGAAGCGAUCGUGACCUUGCUACUCCAAGCCGGUGCAGACAUUGACAAGGUGAACGGUUACGGAAAGACUGUGAUGCAAUUGGGAAUCGGACCCGGCUUUCCAGAGGGUUCUCAUGGAUACGCGCUUGAAAUGGUAUUUGCAUGA
Micromonas commoda is the source of this 753-nucleotide messenger RNA. RefSeq lists its product with no specific name. The transcript has 2 exons. The coding region runs from base 1 to 753 and encodes 250 amino acids. Lineage: Eukaryota; Viridiplantae; Chlorophyta; Mamiellophyceae; Mamiellales; Mamiellaceae. Gene Ontology annotation, cellular component: nucleus; cytoplasm. The record is from RefSeq and is a predicted model, not a curated record. Gene Ontology annotation, molecular function: protein binding.